Messenger RNA from Suillus discolor, 3931 nucleotides. RefSeq names its product rab-GTPase-TBC domain-containing protein. Lineage: Eukaryota; Fungi; Basidiomycota; Agaricomycetes; Boletales; Suillaceae. The record is from RefSeq and is a predicted model, not a curated record. The transcript is spliced from 5 exons. The coding region runs from base 91 to 3855 and encodes 1254 amino acids.
CACACUCUCCUUCUCUUGAUCUUGAGUCAUUUCUUUAGCAAAGGCUAGCCAGCCUGGAAUAAUGCCAAGUUUCAAUUGGAAUCUAAGCGAAUGAAUCCACAGGUCCCGCCCAUCAGUACUCCUGUGCAUUUGCACCCUCUCUCCCCGAACGAAAUUUCGUCACGAGGGCGCAGAACGCGUGGAGCUCAGGACGUAGAUGAAACGCGGUCCCCUAACAAUUAUCUUACUCUAAAAACUCAGUCAGAGACACUAGCAGAACCAGAAACCAAGGGCGCCAAUAUCCGAACAAAUUGGGACGGCAGCGUUCGCGGAUUUGGCAAGCCUGAUGCGGCAAGCGGGCCCAGCGGAGAACUAGUGACAGGUCGUGGAAUGUCUUCCAACUCGCUUUCGGCACUUUGGGAUAGACCAGUGCACCAAGUGCCACGAUUUAUCAUUGGACCUACUGUUGAUAACAAUUUCCUUGUUCCUCCAGGCUCCCUCCCUCCGAGGACUGCUCUUUCAGAUGGCACCCCCGAGGUAUCCCUGUCAGUGACUGCACAAGUACUUGCCAACAAGUGGCACGAGUACUCAGACGAGGCCAUCCAGGCUGCAAUAUCCAGAUUUACUGUUGCAGAGUCCCCGUCAGAUGUUGACACUCAUCCAUACCAUACUGCACUUCGUGUGCUUUCAUCCACUCUCCACAGUUUGUCAAGGGCUAGAAUAGAGCUCGAAGAACAUAGGAAAUUGUUGGAAGAGAAGGAGGCAGCGCGCAAAGAGCGUGCUGAAACUCUGUUAUCGGAGCUGCUACCCUCUGAACGAGAGGUGGCAAAGCGGGUCAUACAAUCAAUCUUCCCUGGCGAUGCCGAGACGCGCCAUCGAGUUCAACGUCAUGGAAGCCUUUCUUCACUCAAGACAUCGUUGACGGAAGCUAUCGAGGAUGACACUUUACUUUCACGCAGCGUUCCGGAUGAUACUAUGACUCCUUUAGCAUCGACUUACAUCGUCACAUCUGCACAAUCGCCCCAAACCAGUGAAGUGCCAUACGUUGAACCGGGGGCAACCGUCGAUAGGAUAGGGUCCACGGCAGCUGAUAAAUCUGUGGCUAUAUCAGCCCCCGAAGCCACUGUACGACCCGUUGCCACGGUUGCCGAGGUUGUCACAGAACAUGUGGCUCCUAUUCAUCAUGCCAGGAAUGAUAGAGCGUCUUGGAUUGGUACCUGGUGGCAGAAGGGGAAACACAAACACCAUCGGGUGCUGACCACGACUUCGGUAAAGGAAACUCCUGAAGUUCUUGCAAAGCAACCAUCUCUAUAUUCAUCCCCACAUUCUGAAUCCCUUUCCUCCGUUACUCCGACUAUCCCAAACAGUUUUUCACGCAAGAAAACUAGCAGAAGUGUGUUUGAGAGUUUGGGUAUUUCGAUACUCAACCCUCCCGCAUCAUCCUCUUCUACCACGAGACUACCAUCGACUUCGAAACCUGUAGCAGAGCCAUCAUAUAAAGCCCGCAUAGAUGACACAAAGUCUUCUGUGAGCUCUUCCCCUGCGUUGAGUACAUUUUCUGCUCCUGCACCUGUUACGCCACAUUUAGCAGCUGUCGGAGUCUCGUAUCCAAGAUCAGGGAGUUCUACUACCUCUCCCUCCUUGACCGAAGAAAAGCCGCCGCAGGGCGCAUCACUCCGCGCCAUUGCCCAUGCUAUUCGAGUUAUGACCUCGGAUCCAGGUAGCAUUCUGACUGAUCACGGCCGAGAGACAAGCCCUCUGAUUGCUCAAUUGGCCCUUGAACUUGUUAAGCGUGCACGAGACGAGCAUGUAUCAUUCCGCGAACCCCAGAAGCUUCGAGAGAAGAGAGAGCAUAGGUCAGGUAAGGCUGAGAUAGGAGACCAAAUAACCGCGCACGCAACCCUCAGUCCUAUCGAGGGCCCAGAUGCAAGCACGGCUCUGAACCGCACGUUGACUGCGCAAGGUAAAGCCGUGCGUACAACUAGGUCACGGGGAGCAAAUAUAAUUUCGCCUUUCACGUCACCUCUGUUCGGUUCCUUCAUGCCACAUCAUAAGAAAUCCUUACCUGCUAUGGAAGCAAGCGCGAAAACAUUAAGCGAGGGCACGAUGUCUACUGCACGACCGAGUAAUAUUCCAGUGCAGCAACAACACUCGGCGAACAAACCCGGUUCAGUCGCCUUAGAGUCCAUUAUACCUGCGACUGCGAAGCCUCCAACUCAUUACCUUUCGCGCACGUACACCCCUCUCACUGCUCCGCACUUCAACUUCACCAUUCCUAUUCCUCUUCCCACCAGUGCGUCUCGGUUCACAGUUUACCGCGAUGACGAAAGCAAACAGCCUCUUACGGAUCGUUAUGGCUUCAUUUACGACGUGUCACAGUACGAUGUCUUGCUACUCAUUCGGGCAAAGGAAUGUGGCAACACCGCGCCUGCCUGCCUGACUGGCGUCAAAAUCGCUGACCGCAAGGAAAGUAACUCUUGGUCAGACGACGACGACGACCAGAAGAAUGUGAUUGAGAUCGUGAAGGAUUCGUGCAUUUGCGACGGAGAAGGCAAUCCGAUGUCACCGGUUUUAUCUGGUCCUGCUAAUAGCAAGGCAGGAGCAGCAUCAACCCCUCCAGAAAGUGGCAGUCCUUCGCGCCGUUCCCGCGCUGCUUCAUUAUCAUCUUCCCGGCCCCGCUCCGCCACUGUCACGUCGAUAGCCACACCUCUUGCUGUACCCACGCUUCACUCUAGCACUGCGAUUCUGACUGUGACCCAGUCCACACCUCGCCAUGUUUGCGCUAAUGUUAUCCGACAUCUUCUCGAUGACAUGACUACGAAUCACGAUCAGAAUCAGAACGCCAAGAGGAAAGAGUGGGAUGUAUUUGUGAAGCAACGUAGCAAAGUCAAAUUGCCCAAGAAUAUCCUGCCUACGGUUACGAACUCUGGCGGCGGUGCUGCUGCUCUUCUUGGCUUGGGUACUUCAGUCGAGGAAGAAGAAUUAUCCCAUUCGGAGGGCCUCAUUGGUUUCGCUCAACUGGGCCUGUCGUCGAAUACGCAUGAGAGGAAAGAAUUUGAUCGGUUGGUGCGAGGAGGUAUACCCCUAGUGUACCGCUCCAAGCUCUGGCUGGAAUGCAGCGGAGGCUUGGAUAUGCGGGAACCUGGAAUUUUUGGCGACUUGCUGGCUCAUGUCGACGAGCACAACUUGGUUUGCGUGGAAAUUGAGAAGGAUGUUGGUAGGACUAUGCCACUCAACGUCUUUUUUGGAGGUGACGGCGCAGGAGUUGACAAGCUUCGUCGCGUGCUCAGAGCAUAUAGUCACCGCAACCCUGCUGUGGGGUAUUGCCAGGGCAUGAACCUCGUAACUUCGACUUUGUUGCUAGUACAUGCCGAUGAAGAAGAGGCGUUUUGGGUGCUCUCAGCAAUCAUCGAACGGAUACUUCCGGAUGACUUUUUUUCGCCUUCGCUUUUACCAUCUCGUGCAUGUCCCCUCGUUCUCCUUGAAUACGUGCAGGAGACCAUGCCUAGGCUUUACACACAUUUGACCGCCCUUGGCGUCGACCUUCCAGCCAUCUGCUUCUCUUGGUUUUUGUCGCUCUUCACAGAUUGCCUUCCAAUAGAGACGCUUUUCAGAGUGUGGGAUGUCUUUCUUGUUGAUGGACUUGAUGUUCUCUUCCGCGUCGCCUUAGGCAUCCUUCGCAGCAACGAACAGGAGCUGAUAGAAUGUGAAUCCAACUCCGCUGUUUAUGUAUCUUUAGAGAACCUGCCUACCAGGAUGUGGCAAUCCGAUAAACUACUUCAGCUGGAGCUUGACCUUAGAAACACGAUCUCGCACGCAGAUCUUCUCAGGAGACGAGAAAUACACGUUGUUGCACUCAAGCAUCUUAUGGCAUAGCUAUUGUUUCAAUUGUUGUUGCUCAGCAUAUCAUGUAUCGCUUGAAAUACAAUUCAGAUGGAUGUAGCUGCUGGAC